Trichoplusia ni (cabbage looper) is the source of this 2675-nucleotide messenger RNA. RefSeq lists its product as uncharacterized. NCBI's taxonomy places the organism in Eukaryota, Metazoa, Arthropoda, Insecta, Lepidoptera, Noctuidae. The transcript has 14 exons. The coding region runs from base 93 to 1304 and encodes 403 amino acids. The record is from RefSeq and is a predicted model, not a curated record. Gene Ontology annotation, cellular component: membrane.
UCAUUCUAAACUUUGACUUUUGUUGCUGACUUUUGUCUAAUUUUUUAUGAUGCGAUAUUGUAAUUUACAUUUUCUUUUAAAUUUAUAUCUUUAUGAGUUAUAAUAAUUUUAACAAAGGCGAUUUGAAUUACGGUGAAAAUGCAGAUCAUCAGACAAACGUACAAGAAGAUCCUAAUACUACCAUUGAUAUGGUACUGGUCAAAAAAGAAGAAGCAGUUAGGCAGAGACAGAGCUUGAAUUCUGAAAGCAAAAAUUUUGUUUGUGUUGACGUAGAUGAUAGUAUAGGUCCGUCUGCGUUCAAAAAUGAUAAACUGAGUGUAGAUAUAGUCCAGUUGAACGAUACUGAUGUUAAAACUAGUGUAACGAAUGUUGAGCGUAAGAAGUUCACAGUUUUGGGGCUUUACGAUUAUAUCUUCGGGGCGGCACCCCCGCCGCCUAACCAAGGACGAUGGGGCCAGGGUCAGGGGUUCUGGUCCCAGCCACCACCGCCACAGCAGCAGUCGUAUUGGAAUCAGUACGGUCCAUCGCAACUUGCAGGUCCAAGUCCAGGCCCGCAAGGUCCAAUGGAGGCCCAAGGGCAGGGCUACGGAGGUUUCGGAGGCCGCGAUGCUUGGGGCACACCGCUGAUGUACGAUCCUGGUUCCCGAAACUCUUUUGUUGCACUAGUGAUGAGCAUAGUUUUUGUUAUGAUAAUUGUCACAGCUGGCUUCAUCGCCAUAGUUUUGGCUACGCCCGAUUAUAAAGAGUUUUUCAUAAGCUCUGGAUGGUUAACGUUACUACCCGCAUUAUGUGGCAUAAUUUUAGUAAACUAUGCGAUGAUGUGUUCGCCGUGUGCUAGAAGACCUCCGUGCAACUUUCUGUUGUUGCUAAUAGCGACGGCUUCUAUGAGUGUUAUAGCGGCAAAAAUCUCCAGUCACUAUCGCACUGAAAUUAUAUUAUAUGCUGUUCUCGCUACUGGCGCUGUCGUGUUUGUUUGCAUAUUGUUAGCUUGUUCCAAAUUUGAUUUUACUAGUUGGAUGCUCUACGUAAUAUUGAUAGCAACAGGGUUUUCUGUCGUUAUUAUGAUUGUAAUAAUUACAAUGAUGGUCACGGGAACUAUGAUGAAACCUGUGCUAAUAACAAUAUUGGUUAUAGGGACUUUGAUUCAAAUUGUGAUGCUUACGAUGAACCUACAAAUGGUACUAGGAGGUAGGACCAUAGAAAUAUGCGAAGAGGACUAUGCCUUAGCAUCUUUCCUCAUCUACACAUCCAUACUAGACGUAUUCCUUAAAAUGAUGCAAAUUAUAGGAUUAGCCAACAACUAAUAUGAUUCGAUUAGAUAUGAUAUUCCAUAAAUAAGUUUUGAAUGAUAUGACACUGAUGUUAAAAAAUUUGGUGUCUGGUUGUCAAUUUCACUCCCUACGCUAGAGCAAAUUCCAAAUAUUGACAGCGUUGAAACGUUGAAUGAUAUAUAAAUGGAGUUUCUUUGCAUUUAAAUUUUGGUGUUUACGAAAAUAUGAAAUAUAGUAACCCAAGCAAUAGAUAUGAGUCAAAGUAUACUGAAUCAAGAAGCCAAUAUAGCCAAAAUUAAAACCGAAAAUGAAGAAAAAGCCACAACUGGAGAAAAAUUGGGUAAAACUGACGAUACAUCUGAUUUGACUAAUGAGGAGGUUCCAAAAUCAGAACCGUCUAAAUUCAAUAUAUCAAAAAUUAAUAUUGAAAACGAAGUUCAACUUACAGUAAGUGAACAUACUGGCGACACUUUUAGGGUGAAUCUUGCUACAGAAGAUCGGUUAAAAUCGGAUAUAUCUAAAUUGAAUACCAAAAUCAAUGUUGAAAAUGAAGCAGCAAUCUCAGCAAGUGACAAUGUUGGAAAAACUGAUGAUAGGGCGAAAAUCAUACCUGAUGAUGAGGACAGAUUAAAAUUGCAAGCACCGCGAGCAAAUGCAUCAGUAUUAAAUCACAUAUUGGUUGAAACCAAAGAUCAAGCCGAUCUUAAACCGGAAAAAUUGGAACCGCCUAAAGUCGGCUUGCCACCGUAUGUUUCUCAAACCAACAGUGUAGAUCGGAGUCCUCUCGUCUCAACUUUGCAAAGUCAAGGUCCAAGCGUCGAAAGAUAUGGUGGACUUGCACGGUUCUAUGAUCCUCGGUCCCGAAAUUCAUUUGUUGCUCUUGUUAUGAGUAUUGUUUUUGUAAUGCUGCUUGCCACUGCCGGAUUCAUCGCUAUAGUUUUAAUUAAUCCUACGCUGAAGAUUUUUUUUCAAGAGGCUGGCUGGUUCACUAUAUUACCUGCGGUAGCCGGUUUGGUAGUUGUAAACUAUUCGAUGAUGUUCUUGCAGUGCGCGAGGCGACCACCUUUAAAUAUUAUUAUGUUAUCAUUGGGGACAGCAUGUGUUGGCGUCAUUGCAGCAAAAGUCUCGACUCAUUACAGGACUGAAAUUAUAAUGUAUGCUGCUUUCGCGACUGGAGCGGUUGUGUUUGUUUGUUUCCUUGUAGCGUGUUCUAAAUUUGAUUUUACGAGUUGGAUGAUUGACCUUGAUGAGCCUUUGUAGUUCCAGUUUUGAUAUUUUUGACAUAAAAUAUAAAACAAGAUAUAAAAUUUGCUCGAUGUUCAAAUGAAGAUUCUAAAUUAAUGAAGAUACACAAACUAAUGUAUUAAAGGAAUUUGAAAUGUAAAUGAGCAUUUGUAUAUCGAA